AUGCUCCACACCCUGCGCCACGGCUGCGCCCCCCUCCUACGACGCAGCCUGGCCGGCUCGGCGGCCGGCCGGCCGUUCAGCCUCGGCGCCUCGGCCGUCAUGCAGCAGCAGCAGCAGCAGCAGCAGCAGACCAAGCCCGACGCUGGUGACACCUCCACCGUGGUGUCGCUCCCGCGGUUGAACUUCCGCGAGAUUGCCGAGCGCGUGGACGACAUGCAAGCCAACAUCCAGCAGCGCAACGCCACCGGCGAGCCGGCCCAGGUGGCCUUCCUGUAUCGGGCCUUCGUCGAGGCCCAGUACAAUGAGCAGACCCUGCGCAACCGGUCGAAUGUCCUGAGCCGGUGCCUGGCCGAUGUGGCGGUCCAGGCGCGGCGCCUGCCGCCGGUCACCGGGGCUGCCCCCUCGGCGGAGGCGGUGGCCGAGGCGGCCGCCACGGCCGAGCGCUAUUUCGCCCUGCCCCCAUACACCGAAGCGGCCGAGGUGGCGGCCGCCCGGGCGGCGUACCUGGAGCAGCUGGCCCGCGUGGGCGCGGCCGCCGUGCGGCAGUUCCUCAUCGAGGCGGGCCGCGACACCAAGCACCGCCUUGGCCAGCAGUCGCACGAGCGCCAGUCGGUCCUCGAGCGGCUGGCCCCCAUGGCCCUGGAGUUGCCGAAUUGGACGCACCCGGACUCGCCGCCUGGCGGGGCCGGGCCGCGCGAGGUGGCCCUUGUCGGGACCCCCUCCCGGCCGGCCGGCGCGCCGGACCACCUGCAGAUCGGCGAGAAACUCGACCUCUUCGACUUCCAGCGCGCGGCGCAAAUCAGCGGCUCGCGCUUCUACUUCCUGAAGAAUGCCGCGGCCCUGCUGGAGCUGGCGCUGGUCAACUACGCCAUGUCGCGCGCGGUGCAGGCCGGCUUCACGCCAUACACCACGCCGGACCUGGUGUACUCGUCGGUGGCCGCCGGGUGCGGGUACCAGCCGCGCGGGGAGGCCAGCCAGCUGUACUCGAUCGCCGGGCCGCAUGGGAAUGCCUCGCCGACGCACUGCCUGGUCGGCACGUCGGAGAUCCCGCUGGCCGGCAUGCACAUGAACAGCAUCAUCCCGGAGGCCGAGCUGCCCAUCCGCCUGGCGGCCGUGUCGCACUGCUUCCGGCGCGAGGCCGGGUCCUAUGGGCAGGAGUCGCGUGGCCUCUACCGGGUCCACCAAUUCACCAAGGUGGAGAUGUUUGCCUUCACGCGUCCGGACGAUUCGGGCCGCGCGCUGGACGAGCUGGUGGAGCUGCAGCGCGACCUCUUCGACGGGCUGGAGCUGCACUACCAGGUGCUGGACAUGCCGCGGGAUGACCUCGGCGCGGCGGCCUAUCGCAAGUACGACAUCGAGGCGUGGAUGCCCGGGCGCGGGUCCUUCGGCGAGGUGUCCAGCGCGUCCGACUGCACGGAUUACCAGAGCCGGCGGUUGAAUAUCCGCUACCGGCCGGAGGAGGCGCCCGGGCCUGCCACCCCGGAGGCCGGGGGGCCGGCGGCGCCGGCCGCCGGGCCGGGGCCGCUGCCCUUCGUGCACACGGUCAAUGGCACGGCGUGCGCCGUGCCGCGCGCCAUCGUCGCCCUGCUGGAGACCCAUGUGGACCUGGAGUCGCCGACCAUGCGCGUGCGCAUUCCCGAGCGCCUGCGCCCCUUCAUGUUCGGCAUGCGCUACAUCGAGACGCCGGUUCCGCCGCGGCGCCCGGACACCGUGGCCGCCAAUGAGGCUCGGCUCCAGGCCGACCCGUGGACUCGCGACACCUGAGUGCCGGCUGCCGCCGGAGGGCUCCCCCGGGG
Fonticula alba is the source of this 1796-nucleotide messenger RNA. RefSeq lists its product as hypothetical. The coding region runs from base 1 to 1764 and encodes 587 amino acids. The transcript has 2 exons. Gene Ontology annotation, biological process: mitochondrial seryl-tRNA aminoacylation. Lineage: Eukaryota; Rotosphaerida; Fonticulaceae. The record is from RefSeq and is a predicted model, not a curated record. Gene Ontology annotation, cellular component: mitochondrion. Gene Ontology annotation, molecular function: tRNA binding; serine-tRNA ligase activity; ATP binding.